AUGGACGCCCUGACCCCUCUCCCGACCCUGAUCCGCAAGAAGCGGGACGGGGAGCGUCUGGAGGACGCCGAGAUCCGGAGCUUCGUGCGCGGCGUCACCGAGGGCACCGCGCAGCAGGGACAGAUCGGGGCCAUGCUGAUGGCCAUCCGGCUGCGGGGCAUGGACGCGGGUGAGACACUGGCCCUGACCCAGGCCAUGGCCAGCUCUGGCCGGACACUGGCCUGGCCGCCCGCCUGGCACGGGCUGGUGGUGGACAAGCACUCAACUGGUGGCGUUGGGGACAAGGUCAGCCUGGCCCUGGCCCCCGCGCUGGCCGCCUGUGGCUGCAAGGUGCCCAUGAUCAGCGGGCACGGGCUGGGCCACACCGGGGGCACCCUGGACAAGCUGGAGGCCAUUCCCGGGUUCCGCGUGUCCCAGAGCCCCGAGGAGAUGCAGCACAUCCUGGCGCGGGUGGGCUGCUGCAUCGUGGGGCAGAGCGCGGAGCUGGUGUCCGCGGACCGGGUGCUCUACGGGCUGCGCGACGUCACGGCCACCGUGGACAGCCUGCCCCUCAUCACAGCCUCCAUCCUCAGCAAGAAGGCGGCGGAGCGGCUCUCGGCGCUGGUGCUCGAUGUGAAGUUCGGGGAGGCAGCUCUGUACCCCACCCAGGAGAGCGCGCGGGAGCUGGCCCAGAGCCUGGUGGAGGUGGGCGCACACCUGGGCAUCCGCACGGCGGCCCUGCUGACCCGCAUGGAGCAGCCGCUGGGCCGCGCCGUGGGCAACGCGCUGGAGGUGCUGGAGGCGCUCGAGUGCCUGGAGGGGGGCGGCCCCCCCGACCUGCGACACCUGGUCACCGCCCUGGGCGGGGUGCUGCUGUGGCAGUGCGGGAUGGCCGCGGGGGCCGAGCAGGGCCGUGAGCGCCUGGCCCGGGCUCUGGACGAUGGCUCGGCCCUGGGCACGUUCGAGGCCAUGCUGGGGGCACAGGGGGUGCCCCCCGACACCGCCCGGGGCCUCUGCGCCGGGACCCCCGCCCAGCGCCGCCAGCUCCUGGGCGAGGCCAAGGUCUGCGAGGAGCUGCCCGCGCCGCAGGAAGGCUGGGUGCAGCAGGUGCGGGCGCUGCCCCUGGCGCGGGUCCUGCACCGCCUGGGCGCGGGCCGGUCGCGGGCCGGGGACCCCGUGAACCCCCGCGUGGGCGCCGAGCUGCUGGUGGGCACCGGGCAGCACCUGCGGGCAGGCGAGCCCUGGCUGCGGGUGCACCAUGAGGGGACCCUCAGCGCCGAGGGCCGGCGCCAGCUGCAGGACGCGCUGUGCCUCGGCCCGGAGCCCCCCCGGGACCCGCCGCCGCUGGUGGCCGAGACCAUCGUGCCCUCGGGAGCCCUCCCGGGCCGUGCCGGGACUCACAAUAAACCGCAGUGA
Pyrgilauda ruficollis (rufous-necked snowfinch) is the source of this 1395-nucleotide messenger RNA. It is a transcript of the gene TYMP, whose product is annotated as thymidine phosphorylase. Gene Ontology annotation, cellular component: cytosol. Lineage: Eukaryota; Metazoa; Chordata; Aves; Passeriformes; Passeridae. Gene Ontology annotation, biological process: pyrimidine nucleobase metabolic process; pyrimidine nucleoside metabolic process. The record is from RefSeq and is a predicted model, not a curated record. The transcript has 9 exons. The coding region runs from base 1 to 1395 and encodes 464 amino acids. Gene Ontology annotation, molecular function: pyrimidine-nucleoside phosphorylase activity; 1,4-alpha-oligoglucan phosphorylase activity.